Acanthaster planci (crown-of-thorns starfish) is the source of this 4276-nucleotide messenger RNA. RefSeq lists its product as uncharacterized. The record is from RefSeq and is a predicted model, not a curated record. Lineage: Eukaryota; Metazoa; Echinodermata; Asteroidea; Valvatida; Acanthasteridae.
ACAAGCACACAGGAACAAACAACAACACCUGAACUGACAAGUACACACGAACCAACAACAUCGUCUGAGCCAACUACUACUCCAGAAUUGACAACAACGCUGGAACAACCAACUACUGCGGAAUUAACAACAACGCCUGAACCAACAACUACACAAGAACCAACAACAACUCAACAAAUAUCCACACAAGAGCAAACUAUUACACAACAGCUAACAUCCACUGUAGAGCAAACAACUAUAUCCGAUCUAACAACCACACCGAUCCCAACAACAACAUCUGAACUACAAAGCACACGGGAACCAACAACAUCUGAACUGACAAGCACACAGCAACCAACAACAACGCCUGGACCAACAACCACCAAAGAACCACUGACAACUCUACAAACAACCACGCUAGAAACAACGACGACACAGCAACAUUCAACCACAAUUGAACCAGCAACUACACCAGCAUUUAUUAGUACAUCCGAACCGACAACCGCACCUGAGCCGACGACAGCUGACCCAAGGACCACGUCCGAGCCCACGAUCACUCCAGAGUCGACAACACAAGAAGCAACAACGCCGUUUGAACAUACAACAGCACUUGAGUGUCCUAUUGGAACGUCCCUUGUUACAUGCACAGACUGUUCGCUGAGUUGUCUCAAUGGAGGGACUCUGGACACGCAGAACUGUAACUGCAGCUGUGCAAACAGCUUCAGCGGAACGACAUGUUCAGAUUGCUCAUUGAGUUGUCUGAAUGGAGGGACUCUGGACAGGCAGAACUGUAACUGCAGCUGCGCCCAGGCCUUCGGUGGAACUACCUGUUCGGAAUGUCCCCUGACUGCUGCGUCCUGCUUGAAUGGGGCGACGUUUGACGCAACCAACUGUGAGUGCGUUUGUCCAGGGGGUGUGUCAGGUGUAACAUGUGAAGGUUCAGAUCCAUGUCAGAUUACGGCAAACCUGUGCACGGGCGGAGGAGAAUUUUGUCGCAGAAACCCCUACGUUGCAGACGGUUACUCAUGCGAGUGUCGUACCUUAGAUGGAUAUGUCAGAGUUAACGGUGCUUGUAGUAACAGUGUUGUAAGGACAAUAACGGUCGUAUUACGUGUUCUGGGAGUGAACGGGACUGCUGUCUUCUUCAUUGAUGUGUACAAUGAUCCCUAUGCAGCUGCAACGAGAGAAUUUCUGUCAAUAGUGGGCGCAGCGAUUUUUCGGCAUCUUUUGCUUGAUCCACUGACAAAUGACGCCAUUGAAAUAAUUGCCGUCGCUGCGAGACCAGGCAGCGUCCUCGUAGACGCCGUUGCCACAUUUCCCCUCACGUCCAACGCAACAGCCGACAUGGUGAUGGCCGUGUUGAACGGUGACGUCAAUGAGGGGCAAGUACUCACUGACGGACAAACCACGCUUGAUGUUGUCAAUUCAACCACCGCCUACGACUCGACCACUGCCUGUGCGGCAGACUUCUGUCAGAAUGGCGGAACAUGUAAUGUUACCGAUCGAUAUCCUUUUUUCACCUACACCUGCAGUUGUGCGGAGGGAUACACAGGAACGCAAUGUGAAUCGACUGCAGUGGAGGUCACGACGACAGCAGCGCCAGACUGUUCGCUGAGUUGUCUUAAUGGAGGGACUCUGGACACGCAGAACUGUAACUGCAGCUGUGCCCAGGCCUUCAAUGGAACUACCUGUUCGGAAUGUCCCUUGACUGAUGCGUCCUGCUCCAAUGAGGCGCUGUUUAAUGAAACCUACUGUGAGUGCGUUUGUCCAAAUGGAGCCUCAGGUGUGACGUGUGAAGAUCCAGAUCCAUGCCAGGUUACGCCAAAUCUGUGCACGGGCGAAGGGGAAUUUUGUCGCAGAAACCCCUACGUUGCAAUCGGCUAUUCGUGCGAGUGUCGCGAAUUGGAUGGAUAUGUCAGAGAUAACGGUGUUUGUAACAACACUGUCGUGAUGACAAUAACGGUCGUAUUACGUGUGCUGGGAGUGAACGGGACUGCUGUCUUCUUCAAAAAUGUUUACAAUGAUCCCUUUGCAGCUGCCACGAGAGAAUUUCUGUCAAUAGUGGGCGCUGCGAUUUUUCGGCAUCUUUCGCUCGAUCCGUUGACAAAUGACGUCUUGGUAAUUAUCGCUGUCGCUGCGAGACCAGGGAGCAUCCUCGUAGACGCCGUUGCCGCAUUUCCCCCCACGUCCAACGCGACAGCCGACAUGGUGAUGGCCGUGUUGAACGGUGACGUCAAUGAGGGGCAAGUACUCACUGACGGACAAACCACGCUUGAUGUUGUCAAUACAACCACCGCCUACGACUCGACCACUGCCUGUGCGGCAGACUUCUGUCAGAAUGGCGGAACAUGUAAUGUUACCGAUCGAUAUCCUUUUUUCACCUACACCUGCAGUUGUGCGGAAGGAUAUACAGGAACUCAAUGUGAAUCGGAAAUUAUGGAGUUCACUACAGAGAUGACUACUGUGGUGGCCACGACGACAGCAGCACCAGAGCCGGUGGCCACCACGGUCAUUGUGCUUGUUGUGCUGGGGGUCCUAGCACUCAUUCUCACAUUGUUUGGCCUGGGCGUGUGCUGCUGCAUCCUGGCUCGUAGACGCCAGCGAGAGGACUGGAGACGGCGUGCUUACAACAAGCACCUGCGUCGAAUGGCCUACGGUCGCCGCGGCAGCUUCGGCCUGGAGGACAGCGAUGUUCGCACAUCGGCGGGCGGUAGCGCGUACAAUGGGUCGGACUACGACGACCGACGGAUGGGUCACCUGGCCCAGGUCUUGGCACGAUCUCCCUACGUGCAGCAGAACCUGCACGCUGAGUUUGCCAGGCCGUACGUGGCUACCGGCUUGGAGGAGCUCUACUAUCAUCAGCGAGGGUUGAACGAAGACGCCUACGAGGACGCGGCUCGAUCUUCCGCCCGACGCAGCGGUCGGAAUCGCUUCAGUUAUUAUUAGACGGUAUGGCUCCAGCCACCCCCCCUUCUAUUGGAGGAUAAUCUGAAAUAAUACAAAAACAAUUAUAACCUUCCUAAAUUAAUAACUAUAACAGAUAGGUAUUUAUAUAGUAGAUUUAUUCUUAAGUUAAUAGUUUUGUGAAAACUUUCUUUAGUACCUGGUUAAGAAUUUAGCAUGUAUUCAUGAAACAUUUGAGAAUAAGGACAGACGUUUGUAAUAAAAUUCUUCAAACUAAUACCUGUAUUGAGUAUGGAGAACAUGGGAAGCCGUAUGCGACAAGUUUUCUAUCUAACUAUCUAACUUAAGUCAUAAGUAGCGGCUUAUAUGCAUUUCCCGCAUCUUAAUUCCGUUGUCUACACUAUUAAUUUUUCUGAUAUGGGAAGUGUGAAAUGGGCCUUCAUAGAAAUCAGCUAUUUCUCAUUGAAUUAAUGAAUGCAGCUGGUAAAGCAAUUAAAUGGUGGAUGAUUAGAGAGGUUAAAUAAUUAAGGCGAUAUAAUUAUGUAUCUGUAUAGUUAUCGGAAAUACGUGUAUGCAUAUAUGUUUUGCUGAAAUGAAAGGUUUACACUUCUCCCUUAGUUAAAACACAAUCUGUUAAUAUUACCGACAGAAGACGUAGUGUAACUGGUUGAAGUAUUCUGAGGUGUUUUGCUUGGAGCCUUUUUAUAGCACCGCCACUUCCACGGACUGACCCGCAGUGUUUUGGGGGAGAUCUAGUGCAUGUUUGCUAAGGGUGCGUCUGAAUCUGGUGUCUGGAGCUAUAGGUCUAGGCCUUGGCUUUACUCCAUCGGAAAUACACGAUGACACGCAAAAAAAUAGACUUACAACUGAAGCUCUGCAAGCCCGUUUCGGACACGGCCUCAGAAUCCGUUGGCGAUACCUUGCACAUACCUAACAUGCACAUCGAUCUUCGUGGCGGUUGGUUUUGAAACACUCUCUCAUUGUGUGCUUUGAAUUUGACGACUUCAGGCCGCGCCGUGACGAGCGAUUGCAAAGGAAUUUUAUAGUCACGACAGAAUUUAAAAACCUUUAAUAACAUAUAUAUGCAAAAGACAAAUAUUUUCUCUUAUACCUGCUACAAUAUUCAAUAUCAAAAGACAGUCAUAGAGGAUAUAUAAAGUGCAAAAAUAACGAUGAAUUAAAAAUUAACAUGUAGAGAAGAAAAACAAGUACUGUUUGAAUUUUUUGGUAUACCGGUACAUCGGGUGGAUGUACUACCAGUCGACUUUCGUUUAUUGAAUGAGAUAUUUUCCUCGUGAUAAAAAAACCCAACCCUUUAUACAUUCAGAUUAAGGUAGAAAUGUUUGUCGGUUGCACCUGGUUCAAAUAACAAAGAAACUCCAGCCCGAUUUCA